GGAGGGCAGGCAGAAAGGGGGAGCCCAGUGCUCGUGUACCGUUCCCGAAUGUGGGCUGCAGGCCCCCUCGGGAGGGUCUCCUUUAGCAGGGACUGACUUUACCGAGGGAGACAUCAUCACUCUUCUGGAUUCGUCCAUCCUGCCCUGACAUGGUCCAUCCAUCCUCUGGAGAGGAGUCCUCUUCUUAACACCCUGUCCCUGGAGACAGCCCAGCGCUGCCCUGCAUCUAACUGACUGCUGUCUGUGGUGCUCCAGGAACAACCAGCCUUCACACAGGAGAUGGCAGGAGCUUUUGAGAGAGAGUAUUUGAUUUGCUGCCUCUAAGAUGCCUCUCAGUUCUGUUUUCAGAGGGAAAUACAUGGUCCAAGAUACUCUCUCAGGACUAACAGGUUUGUGUCUGUGGGAGACUGAUGCUCUGUGUGGCCUUCUGGAAUAUCUCCUGACUUCCCACUCAUGCAAACCAUCUCACUUUGGCACCAGGAGUUUGCUGCUGGAGAUUGCUGCUCCUUCCCUCCCUCCUGUUCCCUGAAGCCUGAACUCUUCUCUGUUCCCUCCAUCACCAUGGCCUGUGGAGGAUCCCUGUGUGCAAGUUGCUGCUGGGAGAAAUUGAGGUCAAAUUGAAAUGGGGGACUGAGGAGCAAGCAAUGUCAUUCACCAGUUAGCAUGAUUUGGGAGAGUGUGCAUUAUCCUUGCCUGGUGCUGUCAGCACUGCCCUUCUUGGAGACUUCACCCUACAACCCAUCCAAGGAAGUCCUGCAGCUUCUGAAAAUAACCAGUUCCUUGGUGUUGUCUCAGGAGCAAUCAACAAUCUGCUGUUUUCCAUGGGGACACCACCAACCAAACGAGCUGAGCUGUCUGUGAGGAGGAACUUGCAGCUUGGCCUUGCCCCUAAGGCAGGAGCUGGAUCCAAAUGCAUCCUCAGCCUGCUGUCUUAGAGCUGUUCCUGCUUAAGGUCAAUGAGAACAUCUCCUGCUAAUUCACCAUGACAUAAUAUCUGGUCUCCUGCUCCAUCCACAGGAUAAGUUUCUUGCUUCCUCUUGCUCUGUACAGAUGUGACUCCAGGUGUUCAGCUGCCUUGUCUGAUACAGCGCCCUGGGAUGCCAUCAGGAGCUCGAAUGCCCCAUCAGGGGGCUCCCAUGGGUCCCCCAGGCCCCCCAUACGUCGGAAGCCCCUCAGUGCGACCUGGGAUGCCCCAGACUGUGAUGGAAACAACAAGAAAACGCACUGCACCACAGCAGGUCCAGCAGCAGCAGGUGCAGCAGCAGGUGCAGCAGCAGCAGCAAGCUACUCAGAACCGAGCUAGGAGUGCCAAGAGGAGGAAGAUGGCUGACAAAAUUCUCCCUCAGAGGAUCCGGGAGCUGGUUCCUGAGUCGCAGGCCUACAUGGAUCUCUUGGCCUUUGAGCGCAAGCUAGACCAGACCAUUAUGCGGAAGCGCGUGGACAUUCAGGAAGCGCUGAAGAGACCAAUGAAGCAAAAGCGGAAACUGAGACUUUACAUCUCCAACACAUUCAAUCCUGCAAAAUCAGAUGCUGAUGACUCUGAUGGCAGCAUUGCUUCGUGGGAGCUGCGCGUGGAGGGGAAGCUCCUGGAUGAUCUCAGCAAACAGAAACGGAAGUUUUCAUCUUUUUUUAAGAGUUUGGUUAUUGAACUGGACAAAGAUCUUUAUGGACCUGACAAUCAUCUUGUGGAGUGGCACAGAACUCCCACGACCCAGGAAACGGAUGGCUUCCAGGUGAAGAGGCCUGGGGAUGUCAGCGUGCGAUGCACUUUACUCCUCAUGUUAGACUACCAGCCCCCCCAGUUCAAGCUGGACCCGCGGCUGGCCCGCCUGCUGGGCAUCCACACGCAGACACGCUCGGCCAUCAUCCAGGCUCUCUGGCAGUACAUCAAAACAAACAAGCUGCAGGACUCCCACGACAAGGAGUACAUUAACUGUGACAAGUACUUCCAGCAGAUCUUUGACUGUCCACGGUUAAAGUUUUCUGAAAUUCCCCAGAGACUCACUAACCUGCUGCUGCCGCCAGACCCAAUAGUGAUAAACCACAUCAUCAGUGUUGACCCCAACGAUCAGAAGAAGACGGCUUGUUAUGACAUAGAUGUAGAAGUUGAAGACCCAUUAAAGGGCCAGAUGAGUAGUUUUCUUCUCUCAACAGCUAACCAACAGGAGAUAACAGCAUUGGAUAACAAGAUUCAUGAGACAAUUGAAUCCAUAAAUCAGCUAAAAAUACAACGUGAUUUUAUGCUGAGUUUCUCCAAGGAUCCCAAAGGAUACAUCCAAGACCUUCUCCGGUCCCAAAGCAGGGAUCUUAAGGUGAUGACUGAUGUGGUUGGAAACCCGGAGGAAGAGCGCAGAGCUGAAUUUUAUCACGAGCCAUGGUCUCAAGAAGCUGUGAGCAGAUAUUUCUACUGCAAGAUCCAGCAGCGCCGACAGGAAUUGGAACAAUCUUUGGGAGUGCGUAACACAUAAGUACUGCUCACAAGGUUCCAUUGGCAUCGUGACCACCAAACCAGUGGACUUCUCAGUGUUACUUAGCUCACUGUUACACAUGGACCUGCUUCCUGACUGGAUGAGAAUGUGCCAUCAACACGCCAGUCAGAACACCAGCUUCAGAGUGACCCUUGGACAUCUUGCCCAGGACAGGUGUCUCAAACCAUUCCAAGCCAGAGACAGCACCAUACGAGUGUCAGUGUGAAAGAAGACUAAAGGUUCACUCAUCAACGCACAUUGUUAAGUUUUAGUGGAAAGUUAGACACUACACAGCAAAUCCUUAUGGGCUAUGCUUAGAAUCAUGGGUGGCACCAAUGGUGGAGGUUGAGAUAGGUGUUCUAGGAGACUACAGAUUUAGUGAAAUAAAUGCAGUUCUUACCCGAUGGUACCCAAGAGUCUCAAAGAGUAACUUAUCUGGAAUUAGACAAGAUAGUCUUUCUUACAGCUGUGGGAUGCUUUAUAUGCCUGAAUAGAGUUUUCAUUUCAGCUGGACCAAUGCAAGAAGCUAUCUCACCAUGUGAAAGAACAAACUAGGAGCGUUUGCAUCCUGGAAUGCAGAGCCCGUCUGGAAGAAAGACGUACAGUCAGGCCAUCUCUUCUGCAGAUGCAAAUAAUUUCUCUUCCGCCUGUCCCGGCAGUGAAAGGUGGAUUGAAUCACAUAUUCACUAGUUGGGUAUGAUCUGUACACUGUACUGAGAGAAAGAGAAUACUUCCUGGGAUAAGAGCUUCUUAUGCAUCCUUAAUAUCAGUGGUAUUAGCAACAAAUGAGGCGUUCUGAGAAAACUCAAAUAAUGUAAUGGUGCUUUGCUGAUGCCUACCUUUAACACAGCAGAUAUUAACAAUAAGUAUAUAUGUAAAAUACCAGAUUAUUUAAAUGUGUCCCUGUGUGCCUGUAGGGUUCAUCACUAAAAAUAACUUCCUAAUUCUUGGUGUAGAAUCCAAGAAGCUUAACUUAAUGUCACAUGGUAGUUUUUUUCUUUACUUCAAGAUGUUAACAGAGUCCCUAGAUUGGUCUCGCAUUUUGGUCAUAGGUGAACUGCCUCUUACUAUGAAUUAUUUAGCUCUCCCAUACAUGAUACGUGCUGGUUAUUUUGGAUGCUGUUGAGUUACAAAGCAUAUCAGCCUUAAAUAGCACAGAGAACAUAUCCCUUGGAAAUCAUCAUCUUUGUAAAUGUAUGACAAAUUCAGAUAAUGGGAAUUUAUAGAACAAUUACUUGGAAGCAGGGACAUCUUCCUUAAAUCCUUCCUCUCCUCAUUUUUUGUAGUGCACAGAUGAGCUGUAAUAAAGGCCCAAUAUAAUUUCUGCUCCAAAAAGCAGCUGACAAAGUAUAACUGUCCAUUUGAUGUGGCACUCAAAAUCCUCUUCUAGGUUACUCCUUUUCACCUCCAUCCUCACACUUCCUUGGAAAGAGAAUCAAAUUCACAUGUGAUAUGGAAAGAAGGCGGCUCUUCUGAUUAAAUGCAUUUUUUCUCUA
Messenger RNA from Camarhynchus parvulus, 3964 nucleotides. RefSeq names its product SWI/SNF related, matrix associated, actin dependent regulator of chromatin, subfamily d, member 3 (gene SMARCD3). The record is from RefSeq and is a predicted model, not a curated record. Lineage: Eukaryota; Metazoa; Chordata; Aves; Passeriformes; Thraupidae. Gene Ontology annotation, cellular component: SWI/SNF complex; nucleus. Bases 1098 to 2468 code for a protein of 456 amino acids. Gene Ontology annotation, biological process: regulation of transcription by RNA polymerase II. The transcript is spliced from 14 exons.